UGAUAGUGGGCGUUGACAUCGACGUGGGCGUGGUUUUCGUGCCGUGGGCGUGGCCUCGGUGUGACUUGACAGAAUGUGGUUGUUUCACAGAGCGCUGGUGUUUGUUGCGCUCGGAGGCAGAGGCUUGGGCAGAGCCAUGUGUGCUCAAGCCAAUGACUGGAAAAGUGCCAAGAGUAUUUACGAGUUCUCCGCUAAAGACAUAGAUGGGAACGAGGUGUCUUUGGAAAAAUACAGAGACUUUGUAUGCAUCAUCACGAACGUAGCCUCUAAAUGAGGCAAGACUCCAGUAAACUACACUCAGUUUGCGGCCAUGCACACCACGUACGCUGAGAAAGGUUUACGCAUCUUGGGCUUCCCAUGUAACCAGUUCGGAAAACAGGAACCUGGUACCGAAGCCGAGAUUAAAGAGUUUGCGAAAGGUUACAACGCAGAAUUUGACCUCUUCAGUAAGAUCGAUGUGAACGGAGACAACGCUCAUCCUCUGUGGAAGUGGAUGAAAGAUCAGCCAAAUGGAAAAGGCACUCUGGGAAACAAUAUAAAAUGGAAUUUCACCAAGUUUCUUAUUGACAAAGAAGGGCAGGUUGUAAAGAGAUACGGACCAAUGGAUGACCCAAGUGUUGUUGAAAAGGAUCUGCUAAAAUACUUGUAACUAGUGAAGACAACCUCAGCAUCUGUCCUGACUGACUCACUGACAAGACUGAGCUCCUAAAGGAUGCUGGGUAUUUUCAGGUUUUUCCCAAAAUAAUGACGGCCUUUCUGUAAACCUGCCUGCAGGUAAGACUGGCCUGAUGACCCCUCCCCGGUGUGCAAAACCUUCCCCCUGGGAGACCUGAAUAUACCUAGCAAUUCCUGCAGAGCCAAGACUCGCUGAAUCCAGCCCUGCACUGACCGAUGAUCUUCACCUUGUAGUGAUCAGAACUAUAAAUUUAAAGUUGUAGAAGAAGAAUUAUAAGUAAUAAAACAUGAACAAAUUUGC
Hemibagrus wyckioides is the source of this 976-nucleotide messenger RNA. It is a transcript of the gene gpx4b, whose product is annotated as glutathione peroxidase 4b. The record is from RefSeq and is a predicted model, not a curated record. The transcript is spliced from 7 exons. Lineage: Eukaryota; Metazoa; Chordata; Actinopteri; Siluriformes; Bagridae. Gene Ontology annotation, molecular function: glutathione peroxidase activity. Gene Ontology annotation, biological process: response to oxidative stress.